Molecule: messenger RNA, 1530 nt
Organism: Hibiscus syriacus
Lineage: Eukaryota; Viridiplantae; Streptophyta; Magnoliopsida; Malvales; Malvaceae
Product: phytochrome E-like
Exons: 6
Coding region: 1-1530 (509 amino acids)
Biological process (GO): detection of visible light; regulation of DNA-templated transcription
Molecular function (GO): protein binding
Source: RefSeq, a predicted model, not a curated record
AUGUCCACUAAGAAGGCUGGGAGUAAAGGAAUGAUGCAGGCUCGGGAAGAACAUUGUGGCAUCGUUAGUCAUCUGGGGAAGUUGAGACUUGAGAUGAACACUAAUUUACUUAAUCGUGGAGACAGUUGGAAAGAAAAGGAGCAGUGCAGUGCACUGUCCAAUAGAAAUGGACCAAACUGCUGGUGCCUUAUCUUCUCUGUUCAUAGUUAUUGUCAAAACAAACAUGCUUCCUGGCUCUCCGAACAUGAUGUGAUUGAUUUCGUCAAGUUGAUGAUACGAUUUGAGGAACUGCUUUUAUUGCUGUGCAAACCAAACCCGAACUUGAGAGUGGAAGAAGAACAAAAACCCAAUACUACUUUUUCAUCAUCAGCUGCAAAUAACAUGAAACCCAAAGGCAAAGCCAUUGCUCAGUGCAAUGCAGAUGCUGGGCUUGUGGCAGAGUUUGAGCAGUCAGGUGUGUCUGGUAAGUCUAACUAUUCAAGAUCAGUUGUUUAUGCUCCGCAAAGUGUACCUGAAGAACAAAUAACUGCUAAUUUGUCAAAAAUCCUUGAACGCUUUGGUUGUAUGAUUGCUAUUGAAGAACCAACCUUUAGGAUCAUUAGUUAUAGUGAGAACUGCUUUGAGUUGUUGGGUUUGCAUUUGGAUAGCAAAGAUAAGUCCAAAGGGUUCAAGGAUUUGAUUGGAAUGGAUGCAAGAAGCCUUUUUAUUCCUUCAUCACGGGAUUCCUUGGGAAAAGCCAUGGCUUCUACAGAUAUUUCUUUGUUAAAUCCAAUUUGGGUUUAUUCCAAGAGCAGUCGGAAGACAUUUUUUGCUAUAUUGCAUAGGAUUGAUGUGGGAACUGUGAUCGACUUGGAACCUGCACGGUUAGAGGAUCUUGCAUUAUCAUUUACUGGUGCUGUGCAUUCACAGAAACUUGCUGUUAGGGAAAUUGCUAUGUUACAGUCACUCCGUGGUGGUGAUAUCGGUUUAUUAUGUGAUACAGUUGCUGAGGAUGUUCAAAAGAUUACUGGCUAUGACAGGGUUAUGGUGUACAAGUUCCAUUAUGAUUAUCAUGGUGAAGUUGUGUCAGAAAUCCGGAGGUCUGAUUUAGAGCCAUACUUGGGUGUGCAUUAUCCAGUCACAGAUAUACCCCAAGCUGUUCGCUUUUUGUUCAAGCAGAAUCGGGUGAGAUUAAUCUGCGAUUGUCAUGCAAAUCCAGUCAAGGUCAUUCAAAGUAAUGAGCUGCAGCGGCCUCUCUGCUUUGCAAAUUCAACAUUAAGGUCACCUCAUGGAUGCCACAUACAGUACAUGGAAAACAUGGGCUCCAUUGCCUCAUUAGUGAUGGCAGUCGUUAUUAAUGGUAAUGAUUCAAAAAAGCUCUGGGGACUGGUUGUCUGUCAUCACACUUCUCGACGCUAUGUGCCUUUCCCCCCUUCGACAGAAGAUUCCUUCAUAACCUCGAUUUUUGACAUGCCAUGCCCAAGUUACUACAUGCUGGCUCACCCCGGUAAAGGCAUUCCUAACGUUGGAAACCAAUCUACAACACGAUAA